Molecule: messenger RNA, 1484 nt
Organism: Meloidogyne enterolobii
Lineage: Eukaryota; Metazoa; Nematoda; Chromadorea; Rhabditida; Meloidogynidae
Source: the annotation of a GenBank genome assembly
AAAUGUUACAAGUAAACAAAGCAAUUUUUGCGUCGUUGAGGAAGUUGUCUUUGUCUGUUGCUAGAUGUGGAGGACAUGGUCUUGUAGUUCACCGAGAUAGUAAAGAAAACAAUCCUGAGACGCCUUUUAAAUUUACACAGGAGAAUUUGAAGAAGAUUGAGUCUCUGCUUGCAAACUUUCCUGAAGGUCACAAGCAAGCUGCUCUACUUCCAGUCCUUGACUUGGCGCAACGCCAAAAUAGAUGGCUGCCAAUUUCAGCUAUGCAUGAAGUUGCUCGGAUUUUGGAAAUUCCAAGGAUGCGAGUUUACGAAGUUGCGACUUUCUACACAAUGUAUAACAGAGAACCCGUUGGUAAAUACUUUAUCCAGCUUUGUGGGACAACUCCUUGUAUGCUUCGCGGGGCUGAGACUAUUAUGGAAGCUAUUUGCAAAAAACUUGAAAUAAAGCCUGGUGGUACAACCAAAGAUGGAUUAUUUACUGUUAAGGAAGUUGAAUGCCUUGGUGCUUGUGUAAAUGCUCCAAUGGUUCAGAUAAACGAUGAUUAUUAUGAGGAUUUAACUGUUGACGAUAUUAAUGAAAUUAUUGAUGAUCUUAAAAAUGGGAAGAGACCUUUGCCUGGUCCGAAAAGUGGAAGAUUGGCGGCUGAACCUAUAAAAUCAAAAACUUCGUUAACAGAACCUUCAAAGGGACCUGGUUUUGGUAUUCAAGAAGGAUUAGGCGGACUUGGCAAUGGCUUAUUAAGCACAGAAGUUGGACAUCGACGUCGUUCUACUUCAGUCUCUGAUGAUUAUUCAGUUCAAAAAACUAAUGAUGAUGCAACGGAAUGUAAAUUUGUCGCUGUUCAGCAAAAAUAUUACAUUGACAACUUUAUUGGAGCAUUUAUUUACUGUGCUGAUCAUCACAGAGAUCCAGAAAUUGUUCGAGGUUAUUGGGCUCGCACUGCAGCAAUUACUUCUCUUGUUUCACAAUUUAUUAAGAUUUCUGGUCCCUAUGCUCAAAUUAUAAGUUUGGGAGCUGGUUUUGAUACUUUAUAUUGGCGUUUAAAAGAAAGUGGAUCCAUCUUUAACAAAUUUGUUGAAUUUGACUUUAGCAGUGUUACAUCAAAGAAAAUUCGUUUAAUUCAAAGAAGCAAAAAUGUCAAUUUGGCUGGAUAUUUUAGCAAACCUGCUGUUGAGAGUCAACAUAGUGAUCUACAUUGUGGGGAUUAUCAUUUAAUUGGAGCUGAUUUGAGGCAAAUACGAGAAUUUGAACAAAAAUUGACAACUGCUGAAUUAGACAAUUCUCAACCUACUUUGAUUAUUGCUGAAUGUUUAUUUGUUUAUAUGGAUUUGGAACACUCAUACAAUUUAAUUAAAGAAUUAACAAAAUAUUUUGAAACGUUGGCAUUGAUUAAUUACGAACAGGUUUUUUUUAAUUUUUUUGGGGUUGUCCUUUAUGGCCUUAAAAGGGUCUGCAACAGUGCCGGGUAUGACUCAGGGUGCUAG